AUGAUAACCCUCACAAGACUUCUACAACUCAUCCGCACCUCCGACGCCCUAUCCAUCACCAUCAUCGCCAACAAAGUGAUCCAUCCCGCUGAUAGAGAAGAUUUUGAGAUUGGGAAGGGGAGUUUGUGGGUCAGCGAGAGGGUGAGCUGGAGGAGGGAGUUGGCGCUGGCGUUGGGGUAUGGGUGUACGGGUGUCGAGAGCGCUGAGGAAGCGGUGGAAUCCAACAAAGCCAGCCCAUGGGUUAAAUCCUCCGCCGACCAACGUCGCGACCUCUUGCUGCAGAAGGUGAUGAUGGCGGAGGUUGUGCAGGAAUACCUCUUUAUGCUUAAUGAGGAGGGGGAUGAUGUGGAGUGGGUUGUUAAGGAUGGGGCGUGGCGGAGGGUGUUUAAGAUUCAGACGUAUUAA
Pseudogymnoascus destructans is the source of this 405-nucleotide messenger RNA. RefSeq lists its product as uncharacterized. The record is from RefSeq and is a predicted model, not a curated record. The coding region runs from base 1 to 405 and encodes 134 amino acids. The transcript has 3 exons. Lineage: Eukaryota; Fungi; Ascomycota; Leotiomycetes; Thelebolales; Thelebolaceae.